GUGCCUGUGACGAUGUGUACUUCUAGUAUUUAUCUAUCUAGUUCACAGUGAUAUUCCUUCCACGCUGCGGGAAUGGUGACGUGUACGCCGAUUCUGCUGUCCCUCGCCGUCUGUGUUGUUCUUGUGAGCGGCGAGAUGUGCGUGCUGCCCUCUAACUGCACAGUUACGACGUGUGCGACAGGAGACUCCCCGCACUGCCUGGACAACCUGUGUACCUGCCUCGGCCUCUGUGACCCCCAACCCGAACAUGGGCGGUGUAACAAACAAGCUGACUGCAUCCACCGCUACGAGAACCACUUCAUGCAGUGUGUGUGUACGCCCUUAGCCACCCUCCACUGUAUCGACGGUCGGUGCCACUGUGGCUUUCCCCGAUCAUAAAUACUACACACGUGCAGGAUACAUGCAGAUCACACGUUCACAUCACACACUAACAGCACACGUACAUCUCAUGCACAACACACACUGACAACGCCAGUACGGAUCACACAAAUGCAGGACAUUCAGAUUCACGUCAUACCUCAAGACUUGACCUUACUCGAAGGGAUGAAUAAAACAUCAGCAAACA
Molecule: messenger RNA, 565 nt
Organism: Haliotis rubra (blacklip abalone)
Lineage: Eukaryota; Metazoa; Mollusca; Gastropoda; Lepetellida; Haliotidae
Exons: 3
Coding region: 73-378 (101 amino acids)
Source: RefSeq, a predicted model, not a curated record